Messenger RNA from Puntigrus tetrazona (Sumatra barb), 1580 nucleotides. RefSeq names its product tyrosine-protein kinase STYK1. Lineage: Eukaryota; Metazoa; Chordata; Actinopteri; Cypriniformes; Cyprinidae. Gene Ontology annotation, molecular function: transmembrane receptor protein tyrosine kinase activity; ATP binding. The coding region runs from base 144 to 1367 and encodes 407 amino acids. Gene Ontology annotation, biological process: multicellular organism development; cell surface receptor protein tyrosine kinase signaling pathway; positive regulation of kinase activity. The transcript has 10 exons. The record is from RefSeq and is a predicted model, not a curated record. Gene Ontology annotation, cellular component: signaling receptor complex.
AGUCACUCUCACGGUCAUUGCUCUCAAAGUCAAAAUCAAGCCUUAUGCUCAAACAAGUCGCUUCAACCAAAAGCAGCCAAAACGAUUCCUUUCCGUCAUUAUUCUAGUAAGGCUAGUUUUGGAAAUGUUAAAGGGACACCCUUAUGGCUGUACAUGCCCAGUGCAACAGCUCCUCUGGCUCUCACCCAAUCUGUCGUGAAGAAGGAUCAGGUCAACUGGCAGUCAUCAUUAUCCCGAGCUUGCUGGCUCUCAGCACCCUGAUCGUUGUGUCUCAGAUAAUAUGGAGCUUUAUUACCAAAAGAUCAUCGUCUCAGAUUAUAACACGCUCAUCUUCAAAUGUAAAUGAAAGGGAGCCUGUACCUUUGGACACAGGCUUUGGGAGCAUGCGGCCUGCACAGGAUGCUCUGGAUCCAUGGGAGAUACCUGCUCAGUGCACUCUGGAGGGGGUGGAGCCGCUUCAGAAGGGACGCUAUGGACCAAUCUGCACGGGACAGCUAAAACAAGACAGCACAUCCACUGCUGCAGUGAUUAAAACUCUUAAAGAUGGGUCAAAUCGAGCGGAGGCUACUGAAUUUUUGGAUUUUGUCCUUUUCAAUGCAGCAGUGAGCAAACAUGAGAAUAUAGUCAAGAUGUUAUACUGCCAGACACGCCGGAUGCCCAUGUACCUGGUUUUGGAGGCAAGUGUUCCAGGGAACCUCCUGCAUUUUCUCUGGAGUCUUCGAGAGAACAGAUGUGACUCAAGUGGUAACGUCCAGACCUUUUCAGAAAGCUCCGUUUAUCUUGUAGCUAAACAGGUCGCAGCAGGACUGGACUAUUUACACUCCUACCACAGAAUUAUUCAUGGGGAUGUCGCAGCCCGGAACAUGUUGAUUGGUUCAGAGCUCUCUGUGAAAGUCUCUGGAUUGGAUUGGGCUUUCAAGAGCCGUCAGUCGAGAACAGUCAACAAAGAACAAGAAGCCAAUGUGCCGGUGAAAUGGAAGGCACCUGAACGGAUGAUGAGGCUUCCCCUAACAGACAGAAGUGAUGUAUGGUCCUUUGGAAUCCUGCUUUAUGAGAUGAUAACCCUGGGGUGUCCUCCCUAUCCUGACCUGGAUCCAUCUGAAGUGCUGCCAAACACUUUAGCCUAUUACCAAAUGAAAAGACCAGAAAACUGUGGACGCCCAUUGUAUGACUUAAUAAAGUACUGCUGCAUGUGGAAUUUCAAGGACCGGCCUGUGUAUUCUGCUAUUAUCCGGCUUCUAGACUCAUACAAAAACUUCGCUGACACAAAACCACUUCGCGUUGGACAGCAAAUGGACAUCUGUGAAUACAGGAGAAAAGCAGGACUGCCUCCAUGUGAUCUGUUCGAUCUGAGAACUUGUAAUUGAUCAUUUGUACGACGCAUGAAAAUGGCACAACUGAUUCGAUUCCAAUAAGACUGACAUGAAGUACAUUUUAGCCUUGUCACAACAGGCAGAAUGUCACUAGAGGUCGCCCUAUUUCUUGAAACCGGAGAUCGCAUGCGAAGUGGUCAACUAAAAUUAAUCUCAAUGCUUGCAGCUAAUGUAAAACAAAACAUAUAAUAAAAUGUUUUGAACGUU